AGAUGGUUGUCUAGGAACUGCGUGGUGGUAAUCACAGAAAAACCGUAAGCUUCUCCAGGCGCACGGGGGCCGGGAACAGCCCACGGAAUGCCUCUCACAGGUCGGGUGGUUCACCCCGGCGUGGCGGAACCUGCAGUCACACUGCCCGAGUUUCCGGGGGGACCAUCAUCGUGGCCGGACGCUGUGGCGCGGCAGUUUAAUUCUCCCGUGGUUGCUGAUUGAGCGGGACAGGAUGGUGUUGACUGGGCUCAUCAGGAAACUCGGUCACCAGCUGGCAGAGAUCCGAGAGCGCGCGCUCCGCACCAUUCUCAGCAAGGUAGAGCUCAACCUGGUGGGCGGCGCGGACCUGGCGCAAGACCGACUGCUGUUCGUGCACCUGCUGCAGUGGUUCAACUUCCCGUCGGUUCCCCUGCAAGCAGAGGUGCUUGGCUUGCUGAGCACGCUGGUCAAGUUUCCCGCAGCCGUCCAGCAUUUGGUUGACCUCGGCGCAGUGGACUUCUUGUCCAAACUUCGUGCUGAUGUGGAGCCCAGUCUGCAGGCUGAAAUCGAUGGCAUUCUGGAUGGACUUUUUAUCCUUCCUUCAGACGUUCCUGCGCUGUGUUCUGCCUCUUUCCAGACCAUUCAAACGGAAUUGCCACAACCACCUGAAAUCUUAACAGGAUAUUUUCCUCCAGACAAAAGCCAUUUCCAGCAGACGGACGGGCUGCCCGGAGCCGUGGUGACUCCGACCGCGAAGUGCUUCAAGUGCACGACGUUCCCUUGGCUGCCCCUGACCACCACGGACAGACAUGUUCUCUCCUCUAACGAGAGCUCUUUAAGGAGCAGUAACCACACUUUGAUCUGGAACACCUGUGAGCUGUUGAAGGAUGUCAUCAUGCAAGACUUUCCUGCUGAGAUUUUCCUCCAAAGGCCGAAGAUCGUUCAGAGCCUCCUCGCCCUGCUGAAGCUGGCCUUCGGCGCCGGGACCGCGCCCCGCCUGGCGCUGCAGUCGCUGUCCUGCCUGCAGCAGCUGUGUGUGUCUUUACGAAGCAGACUGCACUUCCACCGUGACCCGGGCUUUUUCUCCAGCAAACAGGACACAGUUUCCCAAAAUUCUUCUUUGUCUUACUGCCCGGAAGUAAGGGUUACUCAUCAUUCUCAGAAUCCUUCUCCGGGAAGCAGCAGCCCCCGGCCCUCUGUGGUCGGACGCACGGGACUGCGGCCCCGAGGGGACGGCCAGGACUGGGACGCAGCGUCAUCCAGCGGGAGCAGCAGCCAUGCGCACGCGCACUCCAGGAUCUCCCUGCCUUCGCCUCUGGACGCCGCUGCGGUGCCGCUGGAGCUGCCGGAGCUGGAGGCCGAGGACCCGCUGCGCCUGCGCUUCCAGCAGCUGAGCCUGCCGCAGUUCUGCGUCUGCGUGCUGGAGGCCGCCGCGCCGCUGCUGCGCUCAGGUAGUGGACAGAUGCUAAUAAGAGUUCUGGAGUUGCUUGCAGAGGAUUUGAUACUUAUUGGUGAAGCAAUUUCAACAGACAUCUGGGACGACAGCAGCCUCUUUGCUAUAGAUAUGAAGGAGAGAUUGCUGGCGGUGCUGGGGUCCCUGGGAGAAACCCUGUGCCACCAUCACAGCGGCGUGGGCCUGGAGCAGGUGGAACCGGCGUGGCGGCUGCACCGGAUGGCGUUCGUCAGCGUGGCUCUGCUAGCGGUGCGGCUGCUGCAGACGCUGCUCCCCGUGGAGAAGGCAAGCCAGUUUUUACCGGAGUCUAUGUCAGCAGCAUUGUUUCUCAUUUCUUUGGACAUGCCUAUUUCAUUGGAAUAUCCAAAUAUUCACGAAGCUGUGGUGGCCUAUUUGGAACAGCUGAACUCUGAAAACUACAGUAUUUAUAAACGAACCGCAGAGGCUGUGUAUUCAAUUGAAUGUGCCUGCAACUUCCUGUCUGACGUUGGGAAGGAGGGAGAGAAGAAUCUUCUAGAAUUAGUGGAGCUGGCAGACCAAGCUUUGCGUAGCUUUUCCUAUCAUCAGUAUCUUCCCCUCAUAAAGGAAAUCAUCCGCAUUUGUUCAAUGAUCUGGAGGCCGGCCCAGGCCAGCCCACUGCUGCAGGGGGAGAGUCAGCGGGUUUUUCUGCGGAUGCUGUCUCACCCCCUGCCCCCCGUGAGGGCGGAGACCUACCGCUGCUGCCUGGAGAUCGUUAAGGAAUGUUUAGGUGUCCAUAAUGUUAGUGAACCUGUAUCUUCACUUUGUAAUGGAAUUCACUUUCUACUCCACCCAAAAGUUCUGUAUGAAAUCUCUGCGUUCGGCCUACAGGAGCCUAAGAAUGAGGUGAACGCUGCGGCCAAGGCCAUCCUGCUGUACCUGCUGCAGGGGCGGCUGAUGAUGACAGCGGCGACCUGGGACAGGCUCGUCCAGUCUCUGUGUCCUGUCCUCCCAGUGCUGCAGGGCUACGCCGACACAGAGGACCCCCUGGGUAGCUGCAUCCUCCUUCUCAGCGAGGCGGGCGCCGAGGCGGGCGCAGGGGCUCUGCCCUCCGUUGCCCGGCUGAGGUCCGUGCUGCGCCUGCUGCUCGUGAAGAAGCCGUCGGUCCGUUCGCUGGCCCUGAAGCUGCUAGCGUGUCAUCUCACCGGGGAGGAAGGGGCCGGCGGGAAGCGCCCCACGAUGGAUGCCAGAGUCCUCUCCAGAGUUUCCAACUUGUUUUUGGCGAAGACGCCCAUUGACCUCAAACUGGAUGACAGAAGAGAGCUGAUUAUCAAGUUGGAGACUGUUGAAAAGGUGUAUGAAAUCUUUAUCUCAGACGACAUUGACCUUGUGCUGAGAAAGUCAGCCGCGGAGCAGCUGGCCGUGAUUCUGCAAGAUAUUAAAAUGCAUGCUGUGGUGAAAAAGUUAUGCCUAAUUGACAAGAUAAUUGAAUAUUUAAAUGAAUGUGUAGGUCAGGACGGCGAGGUGGUAGAGUGUCUGAUCCCGCCGAGCCUCGCGCUCCUGAGGAAGCUUCUGUGCGCGGACCCGGCGGCCCGAGACGCCCUGGCACAGCGGCCUUCGCUCCUGACCCUGCUGUUCAGAGUGUCCUUGAUAUUUCGGGAAGAUUGCACUGUCGUGACUGAAGUCGGGGCACUGUUCUGUCUUCUGUUAUUUGAUGAAGUCUCGAGAAUGGACGCGUGGUCUGUCGCUCCUCCCGGGAAACCGUCUUCACCGUCGGUCUUCAGUUUGCCUGUUUCAGUUUGUAGAAGGUAUCACCUGCCAGUGCAAGUGCUCGGCCACCACGCCGUGAGCCCUUACUCCGUGGUGUUGCCGUUGUCCGCCGACUGUUUGGCCUUGAGGCCGGUCUCAGACAUGCUGAGGAUGGCGUGGAACCUGUCCUGGCACCACGGGCCGGACGGCCUGCUGCGGCACCUGAGCUCCGAAACGCGCAUCCCAGAGUUCUCAGACACCCUGAGAUUAUCCCCGGAGGACACCCUGGUGCUCACGGUGACACACGCAGCCAGCGGCCUGGAGGGCUGUCUCCAGGCCGUCACAGAGGCUGCCGCCCACGAAGAAGUGAGGGCCGCGGUCACCAGCAUGAGUUUCUACUUCCUGAAUGACAGACUGUCACUGGAGGGCGGCGCCGGCCCCCGUGGGGUUUCGCUGAGGUCCUUGGCUUGGCACAGCGCCCUGGGCAGGUUUCUGCAGGUGCUGCCUGCUUGCGCUGAAGAUGAGAAACUGCUGAUAGACAUCGUACAUUUUCUGAAUAAGUUAUUGAAGGAACAAAGGAAAAAGUCAUCGGUGGAACUUCUCAGCUGGCUUCUAGAAUUACUUCUUAGACCUAGUCCAAACCCACUGCUGGACCUGCUGGUUCUGACGGAGUCUCAGGCACGGGAGGAGGCAGAUGACGUCCGAGCCGCGGUCAGGCAGCAGCUGCAGAAGGAGCUGAUGGCCUUUUUCAACACCUUGCUGCUCAGUCUCGGGGCAGUUACUGACAGGAAGUGCUUGGAACUUUUCCAUGCUUUCCAAACGCGGCUGGCGCUGAAGCUGCUCCAGUGCCUGCGCGUCACAGACGCGCCGCACUUCUACGGCCUGCCCUCCCUGGAGAGGACCCUGCGGGGCGUGGCCCACCUCACCGCGCUGCCCGGCUGGGGCUCCCGCGCUGCCCUCGCCACGCCGCUGGACAUCUGCGUGAAGUACUUGUCGGGCCUGCUGGAAGUCAUCACCUCCUUUUACGUGGAGCGUGGGGGAAACGCCACGUCCUUCAUGGGGAAGGGCGUCACCAAGAGCACGGUCCUCUGCUUGCUCCACCUGUCUCACGAGAUGGCGGCCCAGGACCGGAGCCCGGAGUGGGUGUCACUCUGGUCCCUGCCGUUGGGUGGUCCCAGCGAGGAGCACGCGCCCGCCCAGCAGGGACUGGCCUGGCUGGUUCCACUGUGGGUCGACCGAGACCCAGAGGUGCGGUUCACGUCGCUGGGGUUGGGGGCAGCACUGACCACCGUGGAGAGCGGCUGCGUGGCCUUGGCCCAGAGCUGCCAGAACAUUUCUGGGGGGCUCUGGGGCACCGUGGUGAACAUUCUCCUGGACCAGUCGGAGUGCAGCCUGGUGCGCCGGGAGGCUGCGUUUAUUCUUCAGAAUCUCCUUGUAAUUCCAAUGCCGUCAGUAAUUAUAAAGGAUUAUACUUGGCAGGGCCCCUGUGUCCAUGACGAGGACUCUGGGCUGUCGCUCAUAGGAAAGCCCGCCCUGCAGGCCCUUUUGCAUCACUGCCAUUUCUACGAACACUUGGGCCAGAUGGUGAGACAGUGUCACCUCGGACUGUAUACCUGUGACUGGAAGGGCUCCGCCCUUGACAGAGCUUCAGACGGCAGCGAUUUAAAUGGCUUGGAAGACUCAUUCAAGUUUUGGAGUGCUCCCUCCAGAACGUCCCAUCAAGAUCGAGAUCCAAGCUCUCUCUCCACCUUGGAAACAAUGGUGGCGCCCUCCUCGGGGAGCUCGGGACUGUCACCGACGGCGCCCCCCUCCGCCACGUCUCUCCCGGACCCCUCGCGCGGCCUGUUGGUGGCUCCAGGAUGUUUUCUCUGCAUGCUUUCAAUCACAGGUCAGGCCGAAACUGCGUCCCCGCGGCUGCCUCGUGAUUCGUCCCUUUCUGCUGCCUGGCCCCGACCGUGCGUCCUGGUGACCCCACCCCUCCUCUCCGCGAUGUGCAGCCUCUCCGACAGCCUCCUGGUGAUUGCUCCCAGGGACACGGCAUGUGCUUUCCGACAGGCUCGGCUCUUAGAGCUCCUCUGCAGUGUCGCCGAUGCCACCCUCAUAGAGAGCUGUGUGCAGGAGCUGAAGGCCCCGCUGCCAUCGUCCCCCCCGGCGGAGCACACGCAGGCCCAGGCGUCCUUCCUCCUGGAGUACCUGUGCUCCUUGUCCCGGCUUCUGCAGUCCUGCGCGGUGGUGGACCCCGGCCUCGUGCUUCAGGACGAGCUUCUGAAACCUUUUGUUGCGAACGUCAUCAGAGUUCUCACCAUCCGCACCAACCAUCUGCUGGAUGGCGAGUUAGUAUUGGCGUUUUAUCAGACGUGGACACAUUUAUUUAACCUCCUGGCCGCCCUCCUGAGGAAAGCUGCAGCUGCCUCUCUGCCACCCAUAACCACAGGACUGGCCCAGCACUGGGUGGCAGUGCUUGACAGGUUCUGUGAGUGUGCGGGUCUGUCCGCCACCUGCCCGGCGCUCUACACCGCCAGCCUGCAGUUCCUCUCCAUCCUCUUGACCGAAGAAGCAAAGCGGCGCCUUCGAGAUAAGGAUGGAGCCAGUUCCCGUCACGGCGCAACGAUGGCUUCUCUCCUGGACGAAGCACCGGCAAGUGAGAAGCCUCUCGAACGACUUAAUGAAGUCAUGAUUCAGUGCUACCAAGGGAAGUCCCCCGGAGACGCCCUGCGCAGCGUGGCGGGGCGAGGGCUGCUGGCGCUGCUGGCUGUCAGCCGCCGGGCGCAGAGGCUCGCCCUGAAAGCCGAUCUGAUAGACAGCUGCCUCGAGCAGAUGAAGCAUGUCCACGCCCAGCUGAACCUCGCCUCCCUGAGGCCGGGGAGAGCAGCGCUGAGGAAAAAGGAGGGUGGUUUCGCGAAAGAGUUAGGCACCGCCAUGCAGCUGCUACGGAACUGUCUUUAUCAGAAUGGAGAAUGUAAGGAAGCAGCGCUUGAAGCCCACCUCGUGCCUGUGCUGCAUGCCCUCUGGCCUUGGCUUUUGGUGGACGACUCACUGAUGCAGAUCGCUCUGCAGCUGCUCUGUGUCUACACUGCGGAUUUCCCCAACGGUUGCAGCUCUCUCUGUUGGUCAAGUUCUGGACAGUGUCCUGCCCCGGCCCUGUGCAGGGGCGGCCCCGGGAGCUCUCUGAUGCUGUGUGUGCUGAAGCUGGCCUCCCCGGCGCCCCUCGGGGGCUCCACCGGCCAGCACACAGUCUUCCUGCUGCUUUCGAACCUGGUCCUGUCGCACGACUGCAGAGCCGUGAUCCAGAAAACUAACUUCUUGCAGAACUUUCUGUCUCUUGAAUUGCCAAAAGGAGGGAACAAGCAUCUCAGCCCCCUGACCAUCCUCUGGCUGAAGCUGCUCCUGAAUGUGUCGCUUGGGGAGGACGGGCAGCAAACGAUCCUGCGGCUGGACGGCUGCUUGGACCUGCUGGCGGAGAUGAGCAGGUUCCGGCCCCGGCGCGGCCCGUGCCUGCCGCUCCUCAUCUUCCACAACAUCUGCUUCAGCCCUGCCCACAAGCCCAGGAUCCUGGCCAACGAAAAAGUCGUCAGUGUGCUGGCCGCCUGUCUGGAGAGCGAGAGUCCGAACACCCAGAGGAUCGGUGCCGCCGCGCUGUGGGCUCUGACCCACAAUUACCAAAAGGCGAAAACGACUUUGAGAAACCCAUCGAUAAAAAGAAGAGUGGAGGAAGCAUAUUCCUUAGCAAAGAAAACCUGUGCAAACUCAGAAGAAAACCCUCUAAGGGCCUAUUAUUUGAAAUGUCUCGAAAACCUCGUUCAGCAGCUGGCCUGUUCGUGAGGAUGGAGGCGCUCUGCCCUGCGGCCGGGGCAGCUGGACGGCGAGCCACGCAGGGGAGCGGUCAAGGAGCCAGCUCCGUGCCCGCCGUCGCCCGAAGACGGGAGCCGUCCGCCAGGUGCCGGUGGCCCGCUCUGUCCCUGCGCCUCCCACUGGCUCUCCAGGUGAGAGCGGCGGACCACGUAGAAAAAAGACACAGAGUUCUGGGGGCUGCCUUUCUCUAUGCAAUUAGCUUUGUAAAAAUUCUAUUUAACAGUUAUUUAAUAAAAUGAAAUAUGUCUAGAAACUGGAAAUUGACUAAUGGUUAAUGGCUGCCUGCAGACUUCUAUUAUCUCAUGGAUGUAAAUUUUAGGGAUGGAAAGAUGAUGUUGUAUUCUGAUUUCCUUUUGUAACUUUUCUACAUUAAAUUUGGCUCUUGUCAG
Artibeus jamaicensis (Jamaican fruit-eating bat) is the source of this 7380-nucleotide messenger RNA. It is a transcript of the gene RTTN, whose product is annotated as rotatin. Gene Ontology annotation, cellular component: ciliary basal body; centriole; centrosome. The transcript has 49 exons. The record is from RefSeq and is a predicted model, not a curated record. The coding region runs from base 233 to 6961 and encodes 2242 amino acids. NCBI's taxonomy places the organism in Eukaryota, Metazoa, Chordata, Mammalia, Chiroptera, Phyllostomidae. Gene Ontology annotation, biological process: centriole-centriole cohesion; ciliary basal body organization; centriole replication.